AUGGGAAAGUUGUCACGAGAUAGACGUGAUAUUUACUAUCGUAUGGCAAAAGAAGAAGGCUACCGCGCGCGGUCUGCCUACAAACUUCUGCAGCUCGACGACAUAUGCCACUUCCUCUCCCCUCCCCCCCACGUACUACGCAGGCGACAACGCCAGCAACAACGUGAACAGAAGUCACAGCAGCAGACGAAUCAAGUGGUGAAAGAACAGCAGCUGCGGCAACAAACAGAAAGGCAGCAGGAAGGAGAUAAAGAGGAGGAGAAGAAGAACCAGCAGCAGCAGCAGCACGAUGAAGAAGGAGAAGAAGAAGAGGAGCAGGAGCAGCAGCAGCAGAAGCAGGGAGGAGGAGGAGAAGAAGAGAUCUACCCACAGAGAGCGGUAGACUUAUGCGCAGCACCAGGCAGUUGGUCGCAGGUACUCAGACGGCGUCUGUACGAAAAUUAUCGACACGCGUGUUGGCUUUACGAGUGUCAAUCGAGAAAGAAGCAGCAGCAGAAGCAAAAACAGCAGCAGCAACAGGAACAACAACAGCAGCAGCAGCAGGAAGAGCAGGACCAGCAGGAACAGCCGCAAAUAGUGGCAGUGGAUCUGCAGGAAAUAGCGCCUAUAGAGGGUGUGCACAUACUACAAGGAGAUAUAACCCAAGAAUCAACAGCAAUAGCAAUAUUGUCAUUUUUUCAACAGCAGCCAGCAGAUAUCGUAGUGUGUGAUGGGGCGCCUGAUGUAACGGGGCUUCACGAUAUAGAUGAAUAUGUACAGGCUGAAUUGCUGAAUGCAGCGCUUAGUAUAUGUUGCAGGGUAUUACGACAUGGGGGCUGUUUCGUAUGUAAGUUUUUUCGUGGAGAGCAGACCCCAUUUGUCUAUUCGAAACUACUCUUGCUUUUUCGUUCAGUCAAAUGCUGUAAGCCUGCAGCGAGUCGAAACAGUAGUAUUGAGGCCUUCCUUGUAUGCAAAGGGUUCAAACAAAAAGAAAUUGGAGAAGAACAUUAUCUUCUUUCGUCAGAAACAGAAGUUGAGGAAGAGGAGGAAUUACAACAACUGGUGGGCGGAUGUCUCGUACCGUUUCUUGCAUGCGGUGAUCUACGCGGAUUUGACGCCGACCGAAAUUAUACGCACAUAUCUAAAUCAAAACAUGGACUUCGAGAGCCACAGCAACCACCGCUGCAUCCACCAUAUGAAGAGGCUUUAUUAGACAAAAGACGAGGGAGGACCAGCAGCAGCGUAGGCAUCCUCGGCAGCUAUGGCAGCAGUACUACCAUUGCUAUACAGUCAUACUGUGGGUAUGUUGUGUCCUUGCGCUCUCCUUCCGGUGGUGUCUGUGUUAUUACUUCUGGUUUGCCGCCGUUUAUUUCCGGCAGCACCCGCAGCAACAGCAGCAGAAGCAUCCUCUCCGUCGUAUUCAUCGUCUUUACGGAACUCUUCGAAUACCCAUCAAAAUCCGUAUCUGGACGCUUGCCACACACAGAUGGCAGCAGCGUGGACAAUUUUUUCAGGAAAAAGCUUUGCUUUUCACCAUUCUGCAGUGAUUUGUUCGCACUCGCCUUUGCCUCCUUCAGGCGGCAUUUCGACUACCACGCCCAUUGA
This is a messenger RNA of Ochotona princeps (American pika), 1584 nucleotides long. RefSeq names its product putative tRNA (cytidine(32)/guanosine(34)-2'-O)-methyltransferase. The coding region runs from base 1 to 1584 and encodes 527 amino acids. The transcript has 8 exons. Gene Ontology annotation, biological process: tRNA processing; RNA methylation. The record is from RefSeq and is a predicted model, not a curated record. NCBI's taxonomy places the organism in Eukaryota, Metazoa, Chordata, Mammalia, Lagomorpha, Ochotonidae. Gene Ontology annotation, molecular function: tRNA methyltransferase activity.